Mustela lutreola (European mink) is the source of this 1206-nucleotide messenger RNA. RefSeq lists its product as uncharacterized. Bases 9 to 1196 code for a protein of 395 amino acids. The transcript is spliced from 2 exons. Lineage: Eukaryota; Metazoa; Chordata; Mammalia; Carnivora; Mustelidae. The record is from RefSeq and is a predicted model, not a curated record.
CCAAGCUGAUGAUGCUUUCUCUUCUUGGAGCUACAGCACCGGCCCCGGAGCCAGAUCAGGAUGUGUCUCGGGAAGUGGUUCCAGCAGCCACUCUGGCACCCGCUGCACCUCUGGGGCCUGAGCUGGUCCCCGCCAUCCCUGCUGCGGCUGCUCACUAUGGGAUAGGAAGACCAGUGACCCCCCCUGACCCGUUGGGGCCAGGGCAGAUGGUCGUCAGGGCCCUCGUUCACUUCUCUGCCACGGAAGAGCCACCAGGCCUUUUGACUUUCCUGGAUGACCAGCAGGGUCCUGCCCCCGAGCUGCCGCCCCCUGCGUCCGUGGAGCAAGCAGGCUCGGCCCCCGAGCUGCCGCCCCCUGCCUCCGUGGAGCAAGCAGGCUCGGCCCCCGAGCUGCCGCCCCCUGCCUCCGUGGAGCAAGCAGGCUCGGUCCCCGAGCUGCCGCCCCCUGCCUCCGUGGAGCAAGCAGGCUCGGUCCCCGAGCUGCCGCCCCCUGCCUCCGUGGAGCAAGCAGGCUCGGUCCCCGAGCUGCCGCCCCCUGCCUCCGUGGAGCAAGCAGGCUCGGCCCCCGAGCUGCCGCCCCCUGCCUCCGUGGAGCAAGCAGGCUCGGUCCCCGAGCUGCCGCCCCCUGCCUCCGUGGAGCAAGCAGGCUCGGUCCCCGAGCUGCCGCCCCCUGCCUCCGUGGAGCAAGCAGGCUCGGUCCCCGAGCUGCCGCCCCCUGCCUCCGUGGAGCAAGCAGGCUCGGUCCCCGAGCUGCCGCCCCCUGCCUCCGUGGAGCAAGCAGGCUCGGUCCCCGAGCUGCCGCCCCCUGCCUCCGUGGAGCAAGCAGGCUCGGCCCCCGAGCUGCCGCCCCCUGCCUCCGUGGAGCAAGCAGGCUCGGCCCCGGAGCUGCCGCCCCCUGCCUCCGUGGAGCAAGCAGGCUCGGUCCCCGAGCUGCCGCCCCCUGCCUCCGUGGAGCAAGCAGGCUCGGCCCCCGAGCUGCCGCCCCCUGCCUCCGUGGAGCAAGCAGUCUCGGUCCCCGAGCUGCCCCCACCUGCCUCCGUGGAGCAAGCAUGCUUCGCUCCCGAGGAGCACCUCGUGCUUGCUACAACCAGAAAGCGUGUCUUUCCCAUCCCCCUUAUUGCAUUUUUUGUAUUUCUUCUCUUUUGUGUGUAUGUAUAUAAUUACAUACUAGAUUUAAUUAAAGACAGUAGAACUUGAGUUUACAUAA